CCAAUUGGCUGAUAGAAUAACAAAUGAAAAGUAAUCGGACUCCAUUGACCCGCUUAACCCUGCACUGGAACAAUGAAAAGGAGCAGCUGCUUGCUUUGAAAUAGUGGAACAGGUUUCACCAUCUGAGAGAUUGCCUAAUAUAAAUACAAAAAAAAAAAUCCUAGGAAAGCACUCUGACUGCUCUGGCGGGUCAGGUACCCACUUCUUGUCUACUCCGUUCAGCCUGAGAAAAUGGCAUGUAACAUACCUAACCAAAGACAACGGACUAUGUCAACAUCUGGAGAAGCUCUAUAUGAAGUUCUUGGUUUGCAUAAGGGAGCAUCAAAUGAAGAAAUUAAGAAAACUUACAGAAAAUUAGCCCUGAAACACCAUCCAGACAAGAAUCCUGAUGAUCCAUCUGCUGCUGAAAAGUUCAAAGAAAUCAACAAUGCCCACACAAUACUUACAGACAUGUCCAAGAGAAACAUAUAUGACAAGUAUGGAUCACUGGGACUCUAUGUGGCUGAACAAUUUGGAGAUGAAAAUGUUAACACCUACUUCAUGCUGUCAAGCUGGUGGGCAAAGACCUUGUUUGUCAUCAUUGGCCUCUUGACUGGCUGCUAUUUUUGCUGUUGUCUGUGCUGCUGUUGCAACUGUUGCUGUGGACGCUGCCGGCCCAAAUCAUCGAUGCCAGAAGAGUGUUUCUAUGUGUCCCCAGAGGAUCUUGAAGAGCAGAUCAAGACAGACAUGGAAAAGGAUGUGGACUUUCCAAUUCUUCUUCAGCCUACAAAUGCAAAUGAGAAAACACAGCUCAUCAGAGAAGAACCUCGAAGUUACUGCACAGACUCUUAAAAUUGAUCCCAUUGAGGGCUGCAGUUCCUCCUCUUGGUUCAGUCAUGUCUUCAGGUGGUCAUGGAACUGGGUCGGGGGCAUGAAAUGCUGUGAACUUUUCCACAAUUGUAUCUUAUUUUUAGGUUAGGGAAAGAUGAUUGCUACCUAAUUUUUCCUCGGUAUGCAGAUUCACUCCUAGAGUAGAAUUCCCAAUGAAACACAUUCCGUUUUGAUGAAUAAAGGCCUGAAGAGUUUGAUGCUUCUUGCAUGAAGCAAGAGAGUAGCAUUGGACAAUCUUCGUGACCCUGCCCUUUCCAACAGCCAGACUGUAUUCCUCAAAGACUAAAGUAGCAUUCCCAAACAGAAACUAUGUUUCAUCCAUUUUACUAAAUGCAGUGUUCAUUCCUGCCACAGAUGUAUCAGCAAAAUAGAAAUGAAAAAUUUAGAA
Messenger RNA from Erinaceus europaeus (western European hedgehog), 1258 nucleotides. It is a transcript of the gene DNAJC5B, whose product is annotated as DnaJ heat shock protein family (Hsp40) member C5 beta. The record is from RefSeq and is a predicted model, not a curated record. Lineage: Eukaryota; Metazoa; Chordata; Mammalia; Eulipotyphla; Erinaceidae. The transcript is spliced from 6 exons. The coding region runs from base 232 to 831 and encodes 199 amino acids.